CUUCUUUCAACAACAACAACAACACGGCUACUGAUUCUAUGGAUUUAACCGCCUCGGUAGCUUUGCUAGCCAAAAUAAAAAACGAAAUAUUGAACCUCUACACUGUUUCGGUGUAUAUUAACAACUGUAUUUUAAAAACACACUUCUGUCGUCUACCUAAUUAUCACGUUUAAGUUCAUAUUUAUUCUGUUGUUAUUAGUCAGGUAGCCCGGUUUGAUAAAUUAGCCUAGCACUAGGCUAGUCGCUAAUGCUAACUAGCUAGCUAGCUAUCACCCUUGACCAUGAGCUCACCAAGCUACUCUCCUGUUAAAGAGGAGGAGGAGGAGGUCUGCUGGACGGAGGAAGAGGGUCUGUGGCUGAACGUUGUCGUGAAAGAGGAGGAGGAGGAAGAGGAGGAGGAUGUUAAAGUAAAACAAGAAGAAGUGGAGGAAGGUGAGGCUGUUUCAGUGAAAGAAGAGGAAGACGCGUUCAGAGUGAAAGAGGAAGAGGAGGAUGUCACAGUAAAAGAAGAGGAGGAAGAUGCAGUUCUUGGAGUGAAGGAGGAAGGAGAGAUAACUGUCACAUUGAAAGAUGAAGAGGAGGAGACAGGAGACCUGAUUAACACCAGAGAGAGUCGUGACUAUCUUGGAUCCUCCGGGGAGCCUCAACAACAACAUCAUGAUGCUGACGAAGCAGAGAAGAGUCUCUCCAGAUCAGAACACCUCAAGAAACACCAGCAGAGAUUCAUCUAUUCAACAGAACUUAAAAGACAUCCGAGAAUCAAUACAGGAGAAAAACCUUACAGCUGUGAUCAAUGUGGGAAGAGUUUUGCUAAGGCAGGAGGCCUGGCUAUACACCACAGAAUACACACGGGAGAAAAACCUUACCACUGCUCUGACUGCGGAAUGAGUUUUGCUACCUCAAGCCAGCUGAUAAGACAUCAGAAAACACACACAGGAGAAAAGCCUUAUUGCUGUGAUCAGUGUGGGAAGAGAUUCAUUCAAUCGGCUAACCUGACUGUACACAAGAGAAUACACACCGGAGAGAAACCGUACCACUGCUCUGACUGCUUGAAGAGCUUUUCUACCUCAAGUGGAUUGAUAACACACCAGCGAACACACACGGGAGAGAAGCCUUACCACUGCUCUGAGUGUGGAAAGAGCUGUACCACCUCAAGUGCACUGAUAUCACACCAGCGUACACACACGGGAGAGAAGCAUUACCACUGCUCUGAUUGUGGGAAGAGUUUUACUACUUUAAGCAACCUGACACAACACCAGCGAACACACACAGUAGGGAAGCCUCAUAGCUGUGAUCAAUGUGACAAGACAUAUUCCCAUCUAAUGUCUCUGAUUAAACAUCAGAAAAUACAUGCAGGAGAUCCAGAGUGUGGAACGAUCUCCAACACCAGACCUGGGUAGUAGAACACAGAGUGUGGAAUGAUCUCCAAAACCAGACCUGGGUAGUAGAACACAGAGUGUGGAAUGACCUCCAACACCAGACCUGGGUAGUAGAACACAGUGUGUAGAAUGAUCUCCAACACCAGACCUGGGUAGUAGAACACUGAGUGUAGAAUGAUCUCCAAAACCAGACCUGGGUAGUAGAACACAGUGUGUAGAAUGAUCUCCAACACCAGACCUGGGUAGUAGAACACAGAGUGUAGAAUGACCUCCAACACCAGACCUGGGUAGUAGAACACAGAGUGUAGAAUGAUCUCCAACACCAGACCUGGG
Molecule: messenger RNA, 1712 nt
Organism: Salmo salar (Atlantic salmon)
Lineage: Eukaryota; Metazoa; Chordata; Actinopteri; Salmoniformes; Salmonidae
Biological process (GO): regulation of gene expression
Cellular component (GO): nucleus
Source: RefSeq, a predicted model, not a curated record